Molecule: messenger RNA, 2310 nt
Organism: Cyclospora cayetanensis
Lineage: Eukaryota; Apicomplexa; Conoidasida; Eucoccidiorida; Eimeriidae
Exons: 7
Coding region: 1-2310 (769 amino acids)
Source: RefSeq, a predicted model, not a curated record
AUGAAGGAAGGACAACUCGGGGCCUCACUUUUGGGGGAGGCGCAGGCGCAGGUCCUUGCCACUUCGGGGGUCUGCCAUGAGACGCAGCAGCAGUUCGCACACUUAUCCAUAGAGCCAGCAGAAGCCCUCUCUCCUAUAACAAGAAACGCAGCUUCCAGAUAUUGUGUGCCGGGGUGCACAGCGGCAGGUGGGCCUGGACGCCUCCCGACCUAUGUGGCGGAAAGGGCAAUCCUGAGCGAGCCCGUUGCAAAUGAAACACGAAAGGCGGCAGUUCGGUACCCUCGAUAUUCCCAUCCUAAGGCUGGUACAAUGCGCUUUCUAGAGGCGUGCUCAGGAGGCACGCCCGUUGAGCUAGCGAAGUCGGCAGCGGUAGUGCUUCCUGAACCUGAUGGCUCCCUCUCCACAGAGGCUGUUGUUACCGACAGCGACGAUGGCUUGAACGCCUCUGAAGGCAAGGAUAGGACUUUUGCCUCUUUACCUCGGGGUCGCUUGACUCCUAAAGCGUCUUCGUCGGACGCGAAGGAGGCCACUUCCUGUUCUGUCCCCUUGCAUGGUCACCUCCUGGCUGAAGUCUUUGCCAUUCUAGGAGACCAGCCGAAAGAAAAGGCAAGACUCGCGACCGUGUGCAAGGACUGGGCAGAAGCGCUCAGACGCCCUAAUUUUGGCCUUUCUUCUUGUAACGUUGUCUCUCUCUUCGCCCCUGUCCCUGCGUUUGGCGCUACUGGUUACCCACGCAGCCGGCUGCAGAGUCUUCUGCUGGGGGUUCGGUCUCUUGUGGUGUCAGAGGAUGACGUGCCUCUGGCGACAAGACUCCUCCUGCAGCUUGUCACUGCGCCUCCUGCCAAUCGUCUCGAGUAUUCCUUGACCAAAGGUCCCGCCUCGGCCUGCGAGCAGCAUGAGGCAAACUCCACGGGCAGUAUUUCUGCCGCCAAAAGCCUCAGGCGAUGCGAGACUAGCGCCUUCAGCGUUGACUUCCGGCUGCCCCACCUAAGGUGCCUGAGGAUUUUUGAGAGCCUCGGCUCAGGAUUCGUCCGACACCAGGCUUUUACGGAGGCUUGCAAAGGUCUCGCUUGCGCUGGCGUGUGGUGUGAUGUUGCCGUUGCCGCUUCAGUUGUGCCUAACGCCGUGCUUGCCGCCAUGGAUGCCGAUCGUCGCCUCAGUAGGGACCACGAGGCAGCGCCUGCAACACGCUUCGACCUGGGGGGCCUCCAGCACCUGGAGGAGCUCGUCUUUGAAUGCGACGUAGGCUCAGCGCUGCUGCUCGCUCUGCGAGGCAGAACUCCAAGACUGCGAUCCCUCGUGCUUUCAAGGCUGCAGGUCGAAGAGGCCCCCCCCUUUGCGGCAGACCAGCAAACCUCCAAAGAGCCGACGGCCUUCGAGGCGCUUUUGCUGCUGCUGGAGUCGUUGCGCCCGCAGCAGCUCCGCGUCUUCGGUGUAAGUAGAGCUCACGCCGCCAGCGUCGGGUGCGAGGAGGAGUGCAGCGAUGCACUCCCCUGGAGACACUUGCCAAACGGAGAGGAGGCCGCGCAUAUGCGUGACGCCCUCGAAAGCCUCAGAAACAGGAUUCAGCAGAGGCAUCAAAGGGGGGCCCUCCACUCGGAGGUACUAUGGGAUGAACUGGCAGACGUCUUGUCUCACAAAUUCAAUACAUCGCUUGCCGCCCUCUGGGUAAGUAAAGCUGCCAGCGCCACGAUCCGUAAAGGAGCUCUUAGAGGGCCUGCUUGUACGCCUUGCUACGUGCCUCUACCGCAGCCAGACCUGCCAGACCUCCAGUGUUCGCUCUCCGCCCUGGGGAAUCUUGUGCGCAACUGUCAUAACGUGUCCCGCUGCUCAGUGCCGGGAGCCUCCAUGCUUGCCUAUCUCCAAUCCAGAGGCGUUAGCAGCAGCAGAGUCAUCGGAGGUUCUAGACUCAGUGAAAAGUUGGAGUGGCAAGGCCUCCCUCCUCAACUCCUGGCUGCUUUAGCCUGUAUCGCUAAAUUUUUCGCUUUUUGUGUGCCUGGUUGCUGUUGCGCUGAAUAUGGGAAGCGGGGGUGCUUUGUUCAGGGGAAAGCAUCCAGUUCGUUAAGCUGGAGUGGCGAGAGCCGUAGACAGCCGAGCGUAGCAACACGUUGGGACAUAAGGGGGCCGCUGGCUCCUUCACCGUGCGCUAGGAAGAGCACGUUUGGCUUGUACAGAGUUCUACGUUUCAGCUGGUCGUGGGAAGACGACAGCAUAGGUGGGAUGGACUUGUCUCAGGUACAGCUUUCUGAACGUUGGUAUGGCUGCGCGCCUCCAGCCUUCAGUAAAAGCCACACAGCAGCAAUGAUAUAA